UCUUUAGUACUUUCGUGAUCUUUGAAACGCUGAGACGCGCGUUCGUCGUUGUCGUUGUAGUCGUGCGUCGUUCUUUCGAAGUCAUCGCGCGCGCGUUUUUGCUCGUCGUCGUCGUUGGCGGCGGGAUUCAAACCUGAACAGGCUUUGGAUUUGCGUGCGUUCGUGCGUGCGUUGUAGGAGGUGACCGCACUGGCAUCGCCUACUGUGACGACACGCGGUGCGGAAGUAAGUGUCCGAGUGCGUGCGUAAGUGUGCGGGUGGCUUCCGGAAGUGUGGAACAGGAUUAGCCGGGGGAAAAACGGAGUGCUUCGAGCAGCGAAGGAAUAACGAGCAAAAAUAGCGAUAAUUUAUAGCAGCUCGGGCGAUUAAGGACACCAACGGAGCCAACGUUGGUGUGCGGUGGAAUUUUUCUGUGUAUUUCCACAUCAUUUUUUGCGGCCAUCACACCGGGGUCGUUUCCGUUCCGGUAGAAUCAUAUGUGGGGGUGGUGUGACUAGAAUGAUGAUGAUGAUUAUGCUAUCCCGAGGCUGAAGGCACACACCAUCCGAGAGUGAUGAUGAUGACAAUGAUAAUGAUUAUGAUUGCUGUCUGAGCGUAUGUGUGCUCAAUAGCCCUGGGGAAAGACACGCUGACACAGUGUCAAUUCGUUCUGGCCGGGAGUCCUCGCAACACGGAAGUGACAACCGGAAGUGACAGUGAAAAGUGUGGAGAGGCGCUAUUAGGAAUGAAAAUCGAGUUUAUGUAAUCGAUGAAGAGCAUAGCGAAGUGCUUUUUCCGGCAAACGGCGAUAAUCGUGUGAAAAUGUAUCAAGUUUGAUGGAAGUUCCCCGCCGGGGAGGGAAGGCCACGUUAAUGGGCCCUGAUGAAAAGUGAUUUUAAGUGAUCCACUGAGUGACGUCGUGCAGUAAUUUUGACUAGAGUGAUAAAAAGCGGUUAUUUUCAUCUCGACCAGCGGCGGCAGCGACGGCGGUUCCUGCGGGUGUUAUCCUUUAAUUGAGCACUCAAAAUAACGACGACUCCAACAAACUCGGAGGACUGGUUACCAUCAACGAGGAAACAAUGUGUCUAAUGUUGACACUUGAGGCGAGUGAGUGACGAAAAUUUAUGCACCCCCAAGAAUCCAACCCCAAAGGCUGGGUGCCUUCCCAAGUCAUAACAAUGUUGUACGGGGAUCGCUGAAAGAAACAACAUGCAAAUGAAGUGGCAAGCAGGGGAAGCGAAUCGAAUGGUAAUUCGUCUGUAGUACUGGUACUUUGCCAAGGUCGACCUCUGGGACUCGGAGGAGUUUGGAAAACAGGGGAUUAUCGAAAAAAAAAUGAGGCUAUAAAUUUGAUUUUGCAUUAUUGAUAGCUUCACUGCUAGAGUGAAACGAGAGAGGAAUGCUUUGCGAAAAUGUAGAAAGAUGUGUUUGAACUCGUGAUUGAUCUGCUUGCCUUCAACCGGAAGCGAAGCGAAGAAGUUGUGUGCGCAAAUACAUAACCUCUCGGUAGCAGCACGUGUGAUGACAUUUUGCCGCCAACGUGAAGGUCGUCAAGGACUGGCAAUGUUUGAAGUGAAGAGGAAGAAGAAAUCGAGGAAGAAGCAAGGCAUGCUGCUGCCAACUGACGGAAACCGUGCCCAACGGAAGACGGUGACGGAAUCCACCGGAUCUUGGAAGGGGACAGGGCGACGAACACGUGGCAGCAGCAGCAGCAGCAGCAGGAGUAGUAAUGAUAGUGAUAAAGUGCUAAACAAACCAAGGCUGGUGCAGUCACUUGUUUCCUCCGUUCGAACGGCAAUGGUGAAACGAACAGCGGUGUUGUUGGCACUGGUUGCCCUAGUGACGACAUUUCCGGCCAGUGCCGGCAGCUACACCGACACGGAAGACCUGAUCAACGAGCUAGACAGACCGAUACCCAUAACGACGGUGAGCGGAGUGCUGGGCAAACAGGCCAGCCUGCCGUGCGACAUCCGGCCACUGGAGCGGGACGACGCGGUCUACAUGGUGCUCUGGUUCAAGGAGGAGGACAACGAGCCACUGUACAACUUCGACAUCCGGGGCCGCCAGGUAGCCCAAGCACGUCUCUUCUCGUCGGAGAAGUACUUUGGCAAGCGGGCGUUCUUCCGCGCGACCUCCCAUCCGGCCCAGCUGCUGGUGGACGAUCUGCGGCUGGCCGACGAAGGCGUGUACCGGUGCCGGGUGGACUUUCGCAACUCGCCCACCAGAAAUGUUAAAAUUAACUUCACCGUUGUAGUUCCGCCGGAUCGGCCCGUUAUCUACGACUCGAGGCGCCAGGUGAAGACCAACAUCGUCGAGCCGUACAGCGAGGGCAGCGACAUCCAGCUGAUUUGCGAGGUGAAAGGAGGUCGACCCCGGCCAAACGUGACCUGGUACCUGGACAACACGGUGAUCGACGAGUCGUACGAGGUCCGCUCGGACGGCACAACGGUCAAUCAUCUGUCCUAUCCGAACAUCGGUCGGCAGCAUCUGGACGCUCGGCUCAUGUGCGUCGCCAGCAACACCAACCUGACACCUCCGAACAAUAAAGUCGUGGUGCUGGAUGUUAAUCUGAAACCGGUGGCGGUGCACGUACUGUUCAAGGAGAGGCACGUUUCCGCCGGCAAGCGGUACGAUAUUGAGUGCAAGAGUUCCGGUUCCCGGCCGGAAGCGGUCAUUUCCUGGUGGAAAAGUGGGAAACUGCUGAAGCGUAUGAACAAAAACUUCUCCGAGACCGGAAACCAAUCGCUCAGCGUUCUCUCGUUCACGCCGGUCGUGGAAGAUGAUGGCAAGUACCUCACCUGCCGGGCCGAGAAUCCACUGAUUCAGGACAGUGGCAUCGAGGACAAGCUGAGACUAUCGGUGCACUAUACGCCAAUUGUAACACUAAAAAUGGGAUCAUCGUUAAAUCCAGAUGACAUCAAGGAGGGUGAUGAUAUAUACUUUGACUGCCACAUCCAGUCGAACCCGAAACCGUACAAGCUGGCUUGGUAUCAUAACGGUAACGAACUGCAUCACAACGUCACCGCGGGAAUCAUCUUGUCGGAUCAUUCGUUGGCACUACAGGGCGUUUCGCGGAACAUGGCCGGCGAGUACACCUGCAUAGCGACCAACACCGAAGGUCGCGGUGCCAGCAAGGGGGAGCCGCUGCGCGUUCACUAUGCACCCGUUUGUGGCACGGACCGUGAGGAACUACUCGGCGCACUCAAGCACGAAACGCUGCAACUCAAGUGCGAGGUGGAUGCAUCCCCGCCGGCGGAAUCCUUCCACUGGACGUUCAAUUCAUCCGGCGAACAAACAGAGCUACCGGCCAAACUCCACUCGAGCGAGACCGGCUUAUCGCGGCUUAAUUACACUCCCACGUCGGACCUGGACUACGGCACGAUCUCCUGCUGGGGCCGUAACGCCAUCGGAGUGCAAAAAACGCCCUGUGUGUUUCAGGUUGUGGCUGCAGGACGACCGUUUGCGCUGCAAAACUGCACAAUAUCCAACCAAUCUUCUGAUUCACUGCACAUUGAAUGCAUCGAAGGAUUCGACGGUGGUCUGCCGCAGAUGUUCCUGCUGGAGUUGGUCGAGGUGCCCGCCCUGAGACUGGUUAGAAAUUUAAGUCUUCAACAUCCACCGGUGCAAUUUUUCCUGGAUAAUCUAGAGCCCGGAACGUCGUACCGCAUCAUCCUGUUUGCAGCGAAUGCGAAAGGUCGUUCGGAGCCGGUGAUAGUGGACGACAUCACCUUCAAGGGUGUGGCCAAGUACACUGGUGUUUCCAACGUUAUGAAUGUUCCUUUAUCGCCAGUAUUAGCCGCAUUAACACUUACGGUGGCGAUUCUGUUUGCCGUAGUCUGCAUCGUGUUGGCCACCAUCUAUCGACGCCACGCUAGCAAGAACUCGUCCAAGAAGCUAAAGUCUGCCAAAAGCGCACAUCUCACGUCGACCCCGAUAGACUGCCAAAUUGACUCAUCUGCACACCACCACCACCAUCAUCACCAUCACCACCAGACGCACGAUCCGAACGGCAUCCAGACGCCCCUGGUGGAUGGCAGCUGUGGCACGCUGGGCCGACGGAGUCCACAAAUGGCUGGCGAGCCACCGGACGGAGAUGAAACCGAUCCGGAUGUGAUACCCAAUCAAUACGAGCGGAGGCCACCCAAGACGACGCUUCCGACGCCGCUGUUCCGGAGUCCGUCGGCGCGACUCAUUCACCGGAACGGCGGCGAGCACCUGCUCCAUGAGGAUGAGCGCCACUGUGAUGGAUCCAGUCUGGCGUCACUGACCGGAUCGAACAGCGAAGUGCACCAUUAUUCCUUCAAGCCAAGCAAACAAAUUAGUUACGCGACGCUCGGACGUACGAACAACAGCAGCGGCAGUGUCCAGUCGACGCUCAGUCCACUGAGCCACCAGGCAGCUAUGGCAGUGGCGCCCUCGUCGUCGACGUCCGCGAUGGCCAUGAGCACGACGCUUCCCUUGCCGUCGAUGGUGGGUGGCGUCGGCGUUGGCGUGAGCAGUCUGCUGGGCAGCCCCGCGUCUCAGUCCCAACUGGGCGUCACUUCCACGCUGAACGAGUACCGGUUCAGGCAGGAAGUAGUUACCACAUCAAACCGAAUACAGGAAAGUUGUAUAUAAUAUUUUAUAAGGUGCAUCAACGUAACUCCACACUUCGAUGUAGAAUGGAUUUUUUUUAGUGUGGAUGUGUGAAUGAGUUCUCCCAGAAAUAUUGCUGAUUACUGUAGUGUACUUACGUCACUUGUACGUUUUCCAUAAUGAGCAGCAUAGAUUAUUUUUCCAUUUUGCAAUAGUAAAAAAAAGUCAAAUGCAUUGUGUCAUGUAAAUGUUCGAAUGGGUGCUAAAAGAAUGAGAAAGAAUGAAAAUGGAAUCAAUAAUAAUCGGAAAUUUUAUGUUAAGUAGAUCAAAAGCGGAAAUGGAACUUACGAAUAAAUGUAUAUAAAGGACUACAUUAGAUGCGAAAUUCAUGUCUUAAAGAAAAAGUGAAACUUAUGAAGUUUUAUCGACAAAUUUUAAUAGAGAAAUUUUCCCGCAGUGUGGUGACCGAUCUUUGUAAACUAUUAGCAACUAGUACAGUAUUAGAGAAAAAGAUUGAUUUUAACGUUCUAAAGGUGAAUCUGUUUGUUUUCCGAGAGUAACCAACACUAAAAACUAAUAUCAGAUUUAAAGCGACACAGCACACUACUUAAGUAAAAUCGUAAGAGAAAUUGCGUUACUGACUGGACAAUAACCGCACACAUUUUGGGAAGCAUAAAGAAAAAGCAAACAAUCUACGAUCAUCAGAACAGGCAACAAAUUUGCAGAAUAUCGAACAUACGACUGAAUCAUGUUGUUUUUAUUUCUUCGGUGAUGGGAAAACAGUCAACACAUAGGUAAAUGAUGAAACCACCAAAAAUUAGCGUAAGAGGUGCGAUUGUGAACGAAUUCUUCGAUGGGUGAGAAACAAAAAAACGUGUGUGAAAAAGAUAAAGCAAUUCUGACAGAUGAAAAUGUGUUGGUUUAUAACAGCAAUGACAGCUAAAGGCGAUGUAAGGUGAAGAGCAACGCUAGAUUAUUUUGUACAAAGAAACAUACACACUCAUCAAAACGAAAAACACGCUAAAAGAUGCGCAUAAAAGAUUAUAAUUAAAUGGUGUGUAAAAUAUAGGCAAAAGGCAAAAAAAGGAACGAAUGUUGGAUGAAAUAAAUAAAUGAAGAUUUUAUGAAAAUCAA
Messenger RNA from Culex pipiens pallens (northern house mosquito), 5688 nucleotides. RefSeq names its product titin. Bases 1501 to 4596 code for a protein of 1031 amino acids. The record is from RefSeq and is a predicted model, not a curated record. Gene Ontology annotation, molecular function: protein binding. The transcript is spliced from 17 exons. Lineage: Eukaryota; Metazoa; Arthropoda; Insecta; Diptera; Culicidae.